Messenger RNA from Vombatus ursinus (common wombat), 2235 nucleotides. RefSeq names its product telomere repeat binding bouquet formation protein 1 (gene TERB1). Bases 1 to 2235 code for a protein of 744 amino acids. NCBI's taxonomy places the organism in Eukaryota, Metazoa, Chordata, Mammalia, Diprotodontia, Vombatidae. Gene Ontology annotation, biological process: homologous chromosome pairing at meiosis; meiotic attachment of telomere to nuclear envelope. The record is from RefSeq and is a predicted model, not a curated record. The transcript is spliced from 17 exons.
AUGGAAAAAGAUGAGAUAAAGAAGACCCAAGAAAUGAAGACUGACCUGAAUUUAUUGUUAGAAUGUCUUAAAUAUCAAAUGGACAACCCAUCUUCACAAAAGGAGGCUUUGGUUACUAUUUAUUCAGUGUGUCAGCAAAACAGUUAUGCAAGUAUUUAUUUUCGAGAGAUUGGUGGUUUGAUGUUUGUAAAAAAUCUUGCCAAGUCAAGCAUUCACAGCAUGGUAAAAGAAGCAGCCUUAUUUACAUUAGGAGCUAUUGCAGAACGUGAUGUUUAUUGUCAGCAAACUUUGUGCACUUCAGAAUUUUUUGAAGACAUUAUUUGGUUUCUAUCUAAGUAUGAAUCUAACAUCAAUUUGAAAAGAAUGUCUGUUUAUGUGAUGUUAGUCCUGGUUUCAAAUAACAGGGCUGGGCAGACUCUUGUGAGAGAAACAGGUUGUGUUGGUAUCCUGCUACAGUUUUUUAGAACAGCUCUUUCCAUGUCUGAGAUGGAUUUGUCAAAUGAAACCAUUUACCAGAAUUAUCAGCUGUGGUCUUCGGUGUGCAGUGCUUUGUGUGCAUGUGUAAAUAAUCCACAGAAUGAUGUCAACCAGAAAAUUUGCAGUUCAGUUUUUCAACAUGCAAAUAAAUGGCUACAGAGCUGUGUAAAACCUGAGAUAAUUCGCCCUAUUUGCUCAUUUAUUUGCCUGACUGUUGCAAAUAACACACACGUACAGGAACAUUUUAUAUCUAUUGGUGGACUGGCCAUACUCUCUGAAGUUCUGACAAAGCUGGAACAUGAUUCCCAUGGGAACCUGCCCAGUGCUAAACUGGCAGUGGUGGUGACCAAGACCCUGGACGCCUGCAUUGCUGACAAUCCUGCUGUUGGGGUAGUACUAGCCAAACAUCACAUUGUAUCCAAGCUUCUGACACUGCUACUUCAUGAGAGUCUGGAUUCAGGAGAACAAUUUAGCAUUAUUCUUGCCCUUGGACAUUGCACAGAAGCUUGUGAAGAAAAUCAGCUUCAUCUAUUUAAGAACAAUGGUCUUCCAAUAAUGAUCCAAGUCUUAACUGAAUCACAGAAUGAGGAACUAAACAAAGCUGCUACCUUUGUGCUGCACAACUGCAAAAAAAUUACAGAGAAAUUAUCUCUAAACCUAGAAGAAUUUUCUUCUAAUAUGAAUGAAGCACAAGAGUUAAAAGAAUUGAAGGUGAGAGAGAGGAAUAUUGAAGACUUCUGGAGGAAAGCAAAAGAAAUUCUUCACAGAAUAAAACAGCUUGAAAAUAAAGAAGAUGAGGAAAAAAUAGAAAGAAGAGAAUUGGUUGGUGAUUCUUUGCCAACGAGCUUAAGUACCCAAAAUACGUCAAAACACUCUAGAGUGGAUAGCAUUGAUAGAGGUACUAAUGCAGAAAGAAGCUGCCCCAAAAAGCAGUGUCAGCCUCAGAGCUGUGAGCCGAAUGCUGCAGAGCGGUGUGAUGGCCCUGUAGGGCAUGAGCCCCAGAACCCAUCGAGGAGUGACAGGGCAAAUCCAGUCAGCGCCUGUUAUAAAAAAUGUGGGCCCGCCAAUGUUCUGAGCACCACUAGUGCGCCAUCGACUGCCAGUGCCCCCAGAAGGCAUAGCUUAUACAGAGGAGCGGCUUGUGAAAAGAGGGCUUUGUCCUUACAAGCAAGUGAACAAGCUUGUAAAUGUCCAGCUCCUGUUGUCAGAAAUAGAAAGCAUCAGUCACCAGUAACAGAUCCACUUGCAUUGUGUUCAGACAUAAUCAGCAAAGAAGCUUCCAAUUUUCAAGGAAGUGACAGUUAUCCUAAAACAUUGAAUUUCAGGUGUUCAGGUUGCAUAGAAGUAGGAAAAUCCCUGAAUAGCAGAAAUUUUAGCAGGCUCUUGCACUCUUGCCCAUUCCAAUGUGAUCUCCACAAAGUCAUUCUGGAAACUGAAGAUAGAUAUAAAAGUGACUUAAGGAAAUCACUUAUCUUUAACAAAGAAAUACUAUUGACUCCACAUAAGAAAAAAAGAUUUGGUAGUGAAUCUUCUACACAUGAAGAAAGACUCAGGAGGUCGUGGCCGUGGCUGCCGUCCUCCUUCAGGGCAGGAGGGGGCGCUGCCGCGCUCCUCAGACUCAGGGCGGCUCCUCGCAGUGUGACAGUGCCAAGCCUUCGGAUUUUUAGCUGUCUUCGUCACUGCCUGACAGCAAGCCUCACGCCCUGCGGCCCUCGCUUGUCCUGCCAAGCUGUUCAGGGAGGCAGGCGUCUGGGCUGA